This is a messenger RNA of Medicago truncatula (barrel medic), 1478 nucleotides long. Its product is annotated as calcium-binding protein 39. Gene Ontology annotation, biological process: intracellular signal transduction. The transcript has 11 exons. The record is from RefSeq and is a predicted model, not a curated record. NCBI's taxonomy places the organism in Eukaryota, Viridiplantae, Streptophyta, Magnoliopsida, Fabales, Fabaceae. Bases 244 to 1263 code for a protein of 339 amino acids. Gene Ontology annotation, molecular function: protein serine/threonine kinase activator activity.
AGGAAAAAGAAAAAGUAAAGAAAGAAGAAAAUAAAAUAAAAUAAAAUAAUCCUUCUUUCUUCCACUUCGAUGGCAUUGCUAUGUGGUUGAUUAUUGUUGAUGAUGACGAACUCACAGAUCAUAAUUACUUUACAGUGAUGAAUAAUUGAAAUCAAAACAAGAACAACCACCAUUUUGAUUUCUCUUUUCAUCCCAACAACAUCUUGAAACACAGAGAACAAACAUCAUCAUCAUCGUAUCAUCAUGUCGUUCUCGUUCUUUAAGGUUUCGAGGCCUAAAACGCCGCAGGAAGUUGUCAAGUCUAUCAAAGAGAGUCUCAUGGCACUCGAUACCAAAACCGUUGUUGAAGUUAAAGCUCUUGAGAAGGCUUUAGAGGAAGUUGAAAAGAAUUUUGUAACAAUGAGAACCAUGAUUUCUGGAGAUGGAGAAUCAGAACCGAAUUUAGAUCAGGUUUCACAGCUUGUGGAGGAAAUCUGCAAGGAGGAUGUUCUUACUCUUCUAAUUCACAAGUUGCCUAUACUUGGAUGGGAAGCUAGAAAGGAUUUAGUCCACUGUUGGACUAUAUUGUUAAAACAAAAGGUUGAUUCCAAUGAUUGCUGCGUAGAAUACAUUCAUCAACACAUUGAAUUACUAGACUUUCUUGUUGCAUGCUAUGAUAACAAAGAAAUUGCCCUGAGCUCUGGCAUAAUGUUGCGGGAGUGCAUCAAAUUUCCCAAUCUUGCAAAAUACAUAUUGGAAUCAGCAAGCUUUGUGUUGUUCUUUAAAUAUGUAGAGUUGCCUAACUUUGAUGUAGCAUCUGAUGCAUUUUCUACGUUUAAGGACCUUCUUUCUAAACAUGCAACUGUUGUCGCCGAAUUUUUGACAGCUCACUACGAUGAGUUCUUUGAUCAAUACGAGAAGCUCUUGACAUCUCCUAAUUAUGUCACAAGGAGGCAGUCUAUAAAGCUUCUCUCGGAUUUUCUCUUGGAAUCACCCAAUGCUCAGAUAAUGAAGCGUUACAUCUUAGAAGUUCGUUUUUUGAAAGUCAUGAUGACUUUGUUGACGGAUUCAAGUAAAAACAUUCAGUUAUCAGCUUUCCACAUUUUCAAGAUUUUCGUUGCUAAUCCUAAUAAGCCGCGAGAUGUAAAAAUAAUUCUAGGGAAGAACAAGGGGAAGCUGCUAGAAUUACUUCAUAAUCUAUCUCCGGGAAAAGGUUCAGAAGAUGAGCAAUUUGAAGAGGAAAAAGAGUUUAUCAUCAAGGAAAUUGAAAGAAUAUCAGUCUAAUAAUUUAUUCUAUAACAGUUGUGUUUGAUUUUAUAUAUAUAUUUUUUGUGUAUAUUCAAAUCUAAUUUGAUGCAAGGAUUUCAUGUUGGUGUUUGUGAGCAAGUAAUGUGUUGGAAGGUCCAUGAGUUUUAUGUGGACAAGACACCAUUUUUAUUUGUAUUGUAAUACAAACUAAAUUAAAAGCGUCAACUAACAACGUUGCUUUGAUACUAAAA